Molecule: messenger RNA, 948 nt
Organism: Lecanosticta acicola
Lineage: Eukaryota; Fungi; Ascomycota; Dothideomycetes; Mycosphaerellales; Mycosphaerellaceae
Source: the annotation of a GenBank genome assembly
AUGGGCAAAAGAAAGGCCAAUGGCGACGCAGAAAUUCCAUCCAAGGACAAAAUGGACGUCGAUGGCGAAGACAGCGGCAGCGAGGACGUAAGCCAUAAAAAUCAAACCCUCACGACAAAAAAUAAAACAAAAAUCUAAAUAACACGUCUCCAGGACACCGACCUGCUCAACGUCGACUUCGAAUGGUUCGACCCCCAACCGGCCGUCGACUUCCACGGCCUCAAAACCCUGCUCCGCCAACUCUUCGACGUGGACAACCAGCUCUUCGACCUCUCCGAGCUAGCGGACAUGAUCCUCGCCCAACCCUUACUGGGCAGCACGGUGAAAUGCGACGGCAACGAGAGCGACCCGUACGCUUUCCUCACGGUUCUCAACCUCCACCAACACCGCCAGAAGAAAGUCAUCCAGCAACUGACCGAAUACCUUCUGAACCGAACAAAACCCCAGCAAGCUCUCCAUCAACACCUCCAGACCCUCUUGUCCCCGGACGCCGCCUCGGCGCAAAUCGGGCUGAUUCUCACGGAGCGAUUCAUCAACGUGCCCCACCAGAUCGUCCCGCCCAUGUACAACAUGCUACAGGAAGAAAUCCAAUGGGCGCUGGAAGAGAAUGAACCCUAUCACUUCUCGCACUACCUCGUCAUCUCCAAGACGUAUUCCGAGGUCGCGUCGAAACUGGACGCGGAGGAGAAUCCUCCCUCGAAGAAGAAGAAGGCUGCGGAUUCGCUGGCGGAGACUUUUUAUUUUCAUCCCGAGGAUGAGGUGUUGCAGAAGCAUGCGUUGGGCUAUGGAAAUUUCGAGUAUGAGAGGCAGGGGGAUGAGGGCGCGAGUGAUGCGAAGAGGACGUUCUCGGAGCUGGGUGUGAAGCCGCAGGGCCAUUUGAUUUUGUUGGAGGGGAAGAAUUUUGCGGAUGCUGUCAAGGCUGUCGGGGAGUACCUGAGCGGCGAGUAG